GUCUUUUCGAUCACGAAAUUCCACUGACAGACCCUUUCCCGGGAAUACCUGAACCAGAACCUAUAAGCGCCCCACAAAAGGGUCCACAUCUGAUGACAACAUUAGGCAACGGAAUUCGUGUGAUCAGCCAAGAUUUGGACGGCCACGUAUCGUCUCUGGGAUUGUAUGUCGAUGCAGGGUCCAGAGAUGAAACAUCGGAAGUAGCUGGAGCAACGCACUUCUUGGAGCACAUGGCCUUCAAAUCCACAACCAAACGUUCACAUUUCAUGUUGACUAGAGACUUGGAGAAACUUGGAGCAACUGUAGGUGCAGCCGCUUCACGAGAGUCUUUAUCUUAUACAGCAGAAUGUCUUCGUAAAGUAGUCCCUGGUGUUGUCGAAGCUAUAGCUGAGACAGUCUUGUAUCCCAGAUUUCGCUUCGUAGACAGUGAGCCUAUGAGAGACCUUAUUGAAGCCGAAAUUCAAGAACAGAAGAAAGUAGUAGAGAAAGAAGUCAAAGAUCUCUCAGCUGACUCUCAAACCAAGCUGAUGGAAAGUCUGCACGCUGCAGCUUAUGAUUAUCGUACUUUGGGACUUCCACUAGUUGCUGAAGAAAGAAAAUUGGAAAUGAUUCACUCGGAUGUAUUAACUGCCUUUAUGGAAAUGCAUUUUACUCCAGAUAGAAUGAUAUUUUCUGCAACCAAUGUCGACCAUCAAGAGAUUGUUCAGUUGGUGGAUAAGUUUUUUGGAAAUAUUCAAACAUCUCCUAGGCGGUAUGUUCGUCCAAAGGCAAUUUAUACGGGAGGAGAGGCAAGGCUAGCUGGAGAUGGUCCAGUACAAGUAGCCAUUGCUUUUCAUGGAGUUCCUUGGAAAGACAAAGAUCUUAUUCCUGCAUGUAUUCUUCAUACUUUAUUGGGUGGAGGAGGUUCCUUCUCAGCUGGUGGCCCUGGCAAAGGAAUGUACUCUCGGUUAUAUACUUCACUAUUGGUCGGAUAUCCUUGGAUCAUCUCAGCUACCGCGUUCAACCAUUGUUAUACAGAUUCAGGUCUCUUUGGAAUCCAUUGCAGUGCAGAUCCUGAAAGAACUGAAGAAUUACUUGAAAUAUUGAUGAAGGAAACGAAGAGUAUGAAGCAGGCGUUGAAUGAAAGAGCAGUGAAAAGAGCAAAGAAAAUGACCAAAUCAAGUUUGUUGAUGAAUUUAGAAAGUAGAGCAGUAGUUUGCGAAGAUUUGGGAAGACAAAUCUUAACUUCAGGACAGUAUUUAGAACCCGACAAACUUGCAUCGAUGGUGGACAAAGUAAAGACGGAAGAUUUAGAGCGAGUAAUCGAUAGAAUGUUAUCCUCCAAGCCAACAUUAGCCAUUUAUGGUGACCAUCACGGACUUCCUUCUUAUACCGAAGUAACUGCUGGUUUCAAACAUGGCGCUGUAGCUGCUUAAGUGGAUGCUUUUCUUGUCGUUAUUUGGUGCAUAACAAAUAAAAAUUUUUGUUUCCGU
Messenger RNA from Galdieria sulphuraria, 1472 nucleotides. Its product is annotated as mitochondrial processing peptidase. Gene Ontology annotation, molecular function: metal ion binding; metalloendopeptidase activity. The coding region runs from base 93 to 1415 and encodes 440 amino acids. Gene Ontology annotation, cellular component: mitochondrion. The record is from RefSeq and is a predicted model, not a curated record. The transcript has 5 exons. NCBI's taxonomy places the organism in Eukaryota, Rhodophyta, Bangiophyceae, Galdieriales, Galdieriaceae. Gene Ontology annotation, biological process: proteolysis.